Messenger RNA from Hymenoscyphus albidus, 3299 nucleotides. Lineage: Eukaryota; Fungi; Ascomycota; Leotiomycetes; Helotiales; Helotiaceae. The record is from the annotation of a GenBank genome assembly.
AUGGAGCGAAAGCUCCUUCCUUUCAAGCUCACCCCCUUCUCAGUCGUUUUCUACGCAAAGUUCAUCGCGUCAGUGUUAAAUCGCAACUUCAACACAACUCUGCUAAACGACCCAAACCCCUCCAAAGCUCUUAUGUCUUCCGAUGAUUUUAUCAUCGCAAGAUAUCUACUAGAUGAGUCCAGAGCUGCAGGACAUCAGAUCCCAUCCUCUGAAGUUCAAAAUCACCAUCUCAUCUGUGACCGGAGCUACCAGAUUGAUGCUUACAAUCAAUGCGCGCAAUCCUUUGGCAUCAAAGUGAUCAUCAUCGAUGAUUUCAAAGACCUUGUAAGCGAUACCUCCAUCCUUACGAUAGCUUCCCGCUAGCUCACAUCUCAGGCUUGGGAAAUCAUCUCUGGUCAAUCAGAAAGCUGGAUCGGCAGAACCCUUCGAAGAACCUCUUCCAUAAUCAGCGUUCAGGAUCGCAAGACAAAACAUAGAACGAAACGCGUUUCCAGUAGCAACAAUCUCCUUAAAAAGGAUGCGAUUGAUGAAAAGGGUCGCAAGACCAAACAUACAUUGAAACGGGCUUUCAGCAGCAGCAACCUCCUCUACAGAAACGAUGCGAUUGUUGGGAAGGACCUCAAAGAACUUGGACGACUUUGUGGAGAAUGUAAAUUGAAAAUUGAUUGUGUCCCUGAAGAACUUUAUCUGCCGACACACAUAGCAGCUACUGCUGAGAAUCUGCUCACCUAUGGUCUCGGAACUGAAGGGAUCUUUCAAGACUCUGGAAAACAAACCAUUGUACAGUCCAUAUACGACCACUACGCAAUCACCAACGAAGAUGAGGACACCAUUACAGGUACUGUUCGGCAACGAAUGCUACCAGACAGAUUUCGACUUAACCAUCUUGAGGUUGCUGCUACCCUCAUGCGAUUUCUUUCAGUCUUACCCGGUGGUAUCUUGGGCGAAUUGCACCUUUUCCACGCCCUGGCUGAUAUAUACUUUCGUUUCAAAGACGAAAACACCAUGGCCACUCUUUGUCGCGCAGAAUUGAUUGCACUUGCAAUUGAGACUGUCAAUACAAUUUCGCGCCGCCACCUUAUCUAUGGUAUCUUUGCCAUCCUCCAUACAUUUGGCGAACUUGCAAAAAAGACGAAGUCAUUAAUUGAAUAUGAGGCCUUGGGUGUAGCUUUUGGUCCACUUCUCAUAGGGGAAUACCUCAACUACAACAUGCCUCAGCCUCACCCCAAAGGAAAAUUAGUCGUUCUCCCUGUUUCCUCGCCCAAGUCACAUAAGAAAAACAAGGGCCAAAUUCCACUCACAGAUGAUAAAGGCUUUCUCUCUGUGUAUGAGAAGAAAAGACUUGCUAGUGGAAUUGUCGAGAUGGUCAGUUCCCAUUGGGAAGAGGUGAAAGAGUGUAUUUUAAACCCACCCGAGCACAGAAGUACACGGGGCAUCAAAGGAGCGCGAACUCCAGAUUCGAGCGAGUAUCAACUACGAUCUCCAACUCCAAAGCGUCGUAGGUACAACCCAGCCAACUUCAUUACACACUACUAACACUACCAUUAUCAGGUUAUGACCCUGAAUCUCGCCUACUGAAUCAACAACGCCACGAGAAGCACGAACAGAGGCUAGAGAAACAAAAAAGUCUCGCAUCCGUAUCCAAGUUGAGCCAGAGCCCCCCAUCAGUCUUCCGAUCUGCUUUUGAGGAAGCUACAGCCAAGAAAUCAAAGACAUCCAUCAGCAACGAGUCGAUCCCCGAAGUAAUGUCAGUAUCACCCAAGCGCAUUUCGCCAAGUGAAAAGCGAAAUUCAGGGUUCACAGGUGAUUUCUCAAUCAAGAAGUCACCAGCAAAGCCUUACAUUAACUUUUCCAAACCGUAUAGAGAUAAUUUCAAAUUCAUGUCCAGCGGUGAUGAUGUUUUUGGCCCAACAUUAAAGACAGUUGCACCAAAGCUCACUGAGCUUCAAAUGAAGUUCGAGGAACUUUCAAAGUCGAACAAAAAAGCCAACUUGACAAACAUUGUCGGCAGACGCACUCCGGAUUUGUGUAGUCCCAAGGGACCAUCUGAACCAACUCGUCGCAUGAUCUCGAGUGCGCCAGACAACAAGAAAAAGUCCUAUGGACAUUUGGGAAUAGCUGGAGUUUUAGAUGUGAAUCCAAAGAUGAUCGAUAUGCAAGUCCAGCCAGAACAGCAAAGAGCAGAGAAAACUCCCCUGAAGCACAUAGCUCGUCCGGAUAACAUUGCCUCCUUGGCUAAAUUCAACAAGACAAUUGACCAGUUCGAAUCGGCAGUUGAUCGCAAUAUGGAAAACAAGUCAGCCAAAAUCAACCGCAAAGAUCCUUCGAGUAGGUUGUUCCACCAAACUGACUCAUCAUUGGUGACCGCCAACAAGCCUAUCUUGGAAUCGAACAACGCCUCGAAUAAGAACAAAAGCCCAGAACCCGCUCUUACGGAACGUAAUGUCAAAAAGUCUGUCAGAGGAGUCUCAUCUCAACAGGAUGGCCCGACAGCAGAAUCAACGCAAAUUUCUCAAAUUCCCAAGAAGAGUCUAUAUGAGAGAAGCAAAGCUAGAUUGACUGGUUUAGGUAAAUCUUCUAGAUCGGGCUCUGGAUCUGGAUCUGGAUCUUCUAUUCAUAGUCACAAAUCCCUGUUCAGUCUCAAAGGAAGCAGUCUUCCGGGAAUCAAAAAGAGUAUCAGCAAGACUUUCAACGGAACCGGCACGAAAGUCACGGCCCUCAAGGCCAUUUAUGAGCCCAAUAACUCUGUUGCCUCGACCCCGAAGAGAACCCUUCGUAAAUCAAUCCCGGAUGACAAGCGGUCUAUAGAAAUACCAAAGAGCCUUAUUGCACCUUAUACGUACAACCCACCUUCUCCAGCAAGAUCUACGACCCGUAAGGCUCAACUCAAAUCGAUUGAGCAGCAUAAAAGUGACACAUUCGAUGGAGUUGGCCAUGAUGAGGAGAUUGGAAUUGCUCUUCCAGGUCCAAAUCUCCAGCGUCAGUCGGGGAUUGAGGACCGUGAUAUUCGCGCCGAAGUUGAACAGAUCGGGAAAGCUCUUCCAGAUCCAGAUCCACAACAACACCUUGAGAUUGAGAACCGUGAUCUGCGCGCCCAAGUUUUGUCUCUCCAAAAACGCCUUGAGGCUGUCAUGGAGGAGAAUAGGGGCAUGAAAUUGACUAUCACACAAUUGAUGAAAGAAGGACAUCCACAAUAUCGCACUAAAGUGUUGGAUAUAGUUGGAAAUGCUGGAUUGGAUGGAGCGAAGGAGUUUGAAUUGGAUUCAGAUGAUAGUUGUAACACCAUCUUGAGGUCUUAG